GACAGCACAGCACUUGCAGGUCCUUCUCUGAGACCCAUGGUGUUUCGUGCCAGGGAUUUGCAGGUCCAGCCCCUUGAUCGGUCUCGGAUUUAGGAUUAACUCGCCUGUUGAGAGAUGGUCUUGUCUGAACUGUUUAAAGACACUUAAAGCAGUUUUUCCCCCCAGUGGUGAAGGACACUCUGACCAAUGGAACCCCGGAUUCCCCACAACAUAACUGUGGUCCCAAACUCCGUCAUGGUACAGCCGUUACUGGACAGUCGCAUCCCCUAUGGGAGGCUGCAGCAUCCGCUCACCAUCCUGCCUAUUGACCAGAUGAAGACUACUCACAUUGAGAAUGACUACACCGACAAUCCCAGCCUCACCCAGCUGGCAGCACAGAAGCGCCCCCGAGGCCACCAUGAACCUGCGCUGAUCAGCCAGCACCUGCAGAGAUGUGAGCAGGAUGUCACCCACCCCUGGAUCUCUUUCAGUGGGCGGCCCAGCUCCAUCAGCAGCAGCAGCAGCACGUCUUCUGACCAAAGGCUCUUGGAUCACAUGGUGCCGGCCCCCGUGGUGGAUCAGUCCUCCCCGAGAGCAGUCCGGAUACAGCCCAAGGUGAUUAAUUGCAAACCCAUGGAUCUGAAGGGACCCAUGUCUCAGGAGCUUGACAAGCACUUUUUACUGUGUGAAGCCUGUGGGAAAUGCAAGUGCAAGGAGUGUGCCCUGCCGAGGACUUUGCCUUCUUGCUGGGUAUGCAACCAGGAGUGUCUCUGCUCCGCACAGAACCUGGUCAAUUACUCCACGUGCAUGUGUCUGGUGAAGGGAGUCUUCUACCACUGCACUAACGAGGAUGACGAGGGUUCCUGUGCAGACCACCCCUGCUCCUGCUCCCAAUCGAACUGCUGUGCCCGCUGGUCUUUCAUGGGUGCCCUCUCUCUGGUCUUGCCUUGCUUGCUGUGCUACCUGCCAGCCACUGGCUGCGUGAAACUAUCCCAGAGAUGCUAUGACCAAGUGAGCCGGCCCGGAUGUAGAUGUAAAAACACAAACAGUGUCAUCUGCAAGGUGGCGCUGGAUGGCAAAGCAAGCAGGCCAGAAAAGCCUUUCUGACCAUUUGGG
This is a messenger RNA of Trachemys scripta elegans, 1095 nucleotides long. It is a transcript of the gene SPRY4, whose product is annotated as sprouty RTK signaling antagonist 4. The transcript has 2 exons. Lineage: Eukaryota; Metazoa; Chordata; Testudines; Emydidae. The record is from RefSeq and is a predicted model, not a curated record. The coding region runs from base 187 to 1086 and encodes 299 amino acids. Gene Ontology annotation, biological process: negative regulation of fibroblast growth factor receptor signaling pathway; multicellular organism development; animal organ development. Gene Ontology annotation, cellular component: cytosol; membrane.